Pundamilia nyererei is the source of this 569-nucleotide messenger RNA. RefSeq names its product V-set domain-containing T-cell activation inhibitor 1-like. The annotation marks the transcript as partial. NCBI's taxonomy places the organism in Eukaryota, Metazoa, Chordata, Actinopteri, Cichliformes, Cichlidae. Gene Ontology annotation, biological process: regulation of cytokine production; T cell receptor signaling pathway. The transcript has 4 exons. Gene Ontology annotation, cellular component: external side of plasma membrane. The record is from RefSeq and is a predicted model, not a curated record. Gene Ontology annotation, molecular function: signaling receptor binding.
CACACUUCGAAGCGUCGACACAUCACUAACUAACGCUUUAGUCCAGUUUGCUUGCAGCCUUCCAGUGAUGUUACUUCUCUUCAUCAAUCUGAUAAUCGCGGUCCUUCCGUCUAUGCACCUUUUUCUUCUGUCUGCAGGUACAACCGGACGUGAAGACGAGCUUACCCUGAAAGAUCGAUCAGGUGAAAUCGCAGGAGUCGUCACGGUGGUUGUCUCAGAAGGAAGUGAUGCCAUCUUACCCUGCUCCCUCAGCACCAAUCAGAACCUUGAAUACCUCCUGUUUGAUUGGAGGAAAAAAGCACCAAAUAAACAGGAGGUGUUCAUGUAUGAUGGAGGCAUUCAUUACAAUAAUGGACGUCCAGGUCAAGACGAGCAGUUCAGAGGACGGGUCUCACAUUUCCCACAAGAGCUGCAGUUUGGUAACGCCUCCAUCAUUAUCAGAAACACCAGGCUGGCUGACAGUGGAGUCUACACCUGUGAUUUUCCACAUCUGCAGCUGGAAGGGAAAACUUUCAGAAUAAAGCUUGAUGUUGAGCUUACCCUGAAAGAUCGAUCAGGUGAAAUCGCAG